This is a messenger RNA of Aspergillus welwitschiae, 1143 nucleotides long. Its product is annotated as S-adenosyl-L-methionine-dependent methyltransferase. The transcript is spliced from 5 exons. The record is from RefSeq and is a predicted model, not a curated record. The coding region runs from base 1 to 1143 and encodes 380 amino acids. Gene Ontology annotation, molecular function: O-methyltransferase activity. Lineage: Eukaryota; Fungi; Ascomycota; Eurotiomycetes; Eurotiales; Aspergillaceae.
AUGGAAGCUCUUGCCCAAGAAGUUCGCAGACUGGUCGAAGCUGGUGAUGAAAAGACUCGCAAAGAUGUCUUGGAUGCCCUACAGAAGCUGAGUGUCUCAAUUGAGACUCCGGACGACACUGUGCAGCGACUUACAUUCUACAACAUGCAACUGGCCGGCAUCCGUAUUGGCAUUGACCUGAAGCUCUUCGAGCUAUUGCUUGAGGGUCCCCUUACUGUGGAUGAGCUGAGCCAGAAGACGGGAGCCAAUUCGGUCUUCCUUGCUCGUCUCUUGCGCUACUUGGCAUCUUAUUAUGCAGUCGAGGAAGUCUCUAAAGAUACCUUCACUGCAUCGGGUAUUUCGAAGACAUUUUCCGUGUCUGGCCAUCAAGCUGCGGUUGGUCAUAUGUGGAACAACUGCGGUCAGAUUAUUCAAGUGCUUCCUAGUUGGCUCAAGGAGAACAAUUAUCCUGAUAUUCAGGACAAUGUCAAAACUCCCUUCCAAAAAGCUCUCAACACCGAUGUACCUGCUUUUAUCUAUAUGCAGCAAAAUCCUGAAGCUCUAGGCUAUUUUGUUGAGCAUAUGAUGGCUAACCGCGCCGGUAUGCCUACUUUUCUGGACGCCUAUCCAGUCUUGGAAAAGGCUACCGGCCUAAGCCCUGAAAGAGCCCUGUUCGUUGAUAUUGGAGGUGGCUUGGGACACCAAGCGAUUAGCUUCAAGCAGCGCUACCCCCAGCUUGAGGGCCGAGUGAUCGUCCAGGACCUUGCCCAAACUCUAGCUCACGCUAUUGAGUUCCCUGGGGUGGAGAAACAGGUGUAUGACUUCUUCACACCCCAGGUUGUGAAAGGUGCCAAAUUCUACUAUCUGCGGAACAUCUUCCAUGACUGGCCCGACCAUAAAGUCCUAGAGAUUAUCAAAAACACAAUCGAGGCCAUGGCACCGGACUCAUUGCUCUUGAUUGACGAGAUGGUACUGCCCAACACCGGGGUUCACUGGCAGCAGGCGCAAUUGGAUAUGUUGAUGAUGGCUACCCUAGGUGCCCGGGAACGUACGGAGGAACAGUGGUAUCGUCUGGCAGAAGAGGCUGGGCUGUCUAUCAACAAAGUCUACACCUAUACGGUGAGCUUGCGGGAUAGUAUCAUUGAGGCUGUGCCCAAGGCCUAG